This is a messenger RNA of Bemisia tabaci, 2484 nucleotides long. RefSeq names its product arginine-hydroxylase NDUFAF5, mitochondrial. Gene Ontology annotation, cellular component: mitochondrion. Gene Ontology annotation, biological process: mitochondrial respiratory chain complex I assembly. Lineage: Eukaryota; Metazoa; Arthropoda; Insecta; Hemiptera; Aleyrodidae. The record is from RefSeq and is a predicted model, not a curated record.
UUGGUCCUGACAGUCCUGACUGGUCCCUGGUUUAACGUUUUUGAGUGAUAAGAUAAGAGUUCAAUAGUAUGUAUCGUUCCGGGAAAUAGUGUCUCCUCUUUCUAACCGCAAAUGUACUGUGCACUAAUGUUUUCCAAAUGUUUUCAUAGUGUUACAAGUAGGUUUAUUGGACCGUUGAAACGUUCGAAUUUCAACACAUCUCUGUCAGAUGAUUCACCCAUGAAAAUCUUUGAUCGAACAACCAAAUUUUAUCAGAAGGAGAGAGCUGCUCAGGAUGAAAACAUCAAUAUCUAUGAUUACUUGAAGGAUGAAGUAGGGUACAGACUUUGUGAUCGCAUAUUUGACAUCAACAGGAAAUUCAAGACAGUGAUCGAUCUUGGUUGUGGCCGAGGUCAUGUGUCCAAACACAUGGAUGCCGAAGCUGUCGAGGAAGUUUUUCUGUGCGAGUCUAGUCCAACGCUUCUCAGUCAAGCUGCUACACCUGAAACAGCUGUCAAAGUAACAAGAGUACUAGUUGAUGAAGAGAACCUUCCUUUUGCAUCAAAUUCUGUUGACUUGGUAGUCAGUAGUUUAUCUCUAAGUUGGGUAAAUAAUUUACCAGGAACUUUUUGUCAAAUAAUUGACUGUUUAAAGAAUGAUGGCGUUUUCAUCGCUGCAUUUUUUGGCGGAGAUACUCUGUAUGAGUUAAGGUCGUCUCUCCAGUUAGCAGAUCUUGAGAGAAAUGGUGGAGUUUCGCCUCACAUUUCUCCAUUCGUCAAAGUACAAGACAUUGGGAGUUUGCUGAACAGAGCCGGUUUCACAAUGCUCACAAUCGACACAGAUGAAAUUGUCGUUGGAUAUCCUUCAAUGUUCGAACUAAUGCAAGAUUUAAAAGGAAUGGGUGAGAGUAAUGCAGCCAGAAGACGGAAUCUACAUCUAAGCCGAAACACAAUGCUUGCCGCAGCAAGCAUUUACGAAACUCUCUACGGUAACGAAGGCAAAAUUCAAGCAACCUUUCAAUUAAUAUUUUUGAUUGGAUGGAAACCGGAUGCAUCGCAGCCCAAACCACUACAGCGAGGAUCGUACGAAUUUUCUCUGAAAGAUUUGCAUAAAAUAGAUGAAAUAGCUCACAGAAAAGGCAUUGUAAAAGAUUCAUUAGACAAAAAACUGCCUUGAGAAUCAUAUUACACCGAAAAAAAUGAUAUUGCUGAUUUAUUUUGUAAUUUUUCUUUUGGUUUUGUAAAACUUUUUCUCAACUUUUUCCACAGAAGCGAUUAACCUCUAUCAGUGCGGUUGUAUCAGUAGCAUAGUAGCUACUAGGCUGAGGCAAAGAAAUACAAGACUGAAAGUAAUAUCAAGACUGAAACUUAGCAAAGGCUACUUACUGUAUACCGAAUUGGUUGGUUUUACCACUGCUCGUAAUUUUAUUCUUGAAGGAGCAAUGUAUGAUGUCACCCUAAAAGCACAAUGAAGUUCAAAAACCUAGGUAUCAAAGAUAGCGGAAUUAAGUCUCAUGCCUGAAAUUUUAUUAGGUACAUGCAACAUUAAGUAAUACUCAAAAGUUUUACCUCCAAUGGGCAAGAUCAGAUUUUUUCAAAUAGAUUGUGCUAUGAAUCGAGUAUGGUACGAGUCAAUGUUAUUCCGUCUUUGUAUUUAAAGUAGUUGCCUUUUAAUGAUUGAGGACAACAACUUUGUAUGGUGUUAAACAGAGUUUUUACUGAGAACACAUACUAAGAUUUUUAAUGAUCUACAGUUUGUUUACAGUUUGAAAUUGAGUAUACUGCCUUUUAAGAUUGGUGCUACCACUUUUUUAACCGUUCCAGUCCCCCACCUAUUUGCAGACUAGAGAGAUCAAAAUGUGCAUUCUAACGUAAUUCCCCAGUAGAGUCCACACCAAGAGCAUUGUAGCCUUUCUGUAGAACCUUUCAUAUUAUGGUCGAGAAAAGUGUGGAGGUCACAUUCUAGAGCAAAAAUCCUACCUGUUCAUCAUACUUGGAUUGCAUUUUGCAACUAGGAACCAAGGGCACCCCAAUGUUGCUAGGAUUGUGCAACUUACAUCCUUUGCAAUAAAAUUACUGAAAUCAUGCAAAAAAUUAAAUUUACGGAGGUAAUUUUCGUAUUGAAUUCAUAGUUUAUGGGAGUAAAGGUAAACCUAGCUUUAGAUGAUCAGUUUAUAUUUGCAAGGUGAAAGAAGUUGCACAAUCUUAGUGACAUUGGAAUGAUCUUGGUUCCUUUUUGCAAAAUGCAACCCACUUGUUCUUGUUGUGCCUUUAAUAAGAGGCACAGGUAUUUCUCAGCCAAGUCUGCCUACAUUGCGAAGAUUUUUGCACUCAAGUCAAGAGUUAUGUUUCGAGAAUAAGCCUUCACAAUUUGAUCUAAUAAUAAUAAUGAUCUAAAUAAACUUGUGAUUAAUAAAAUUCGAUCAAUUUGUAAUUAAAUUUGUAUUCUAUUCCUUGUAAAUUUUGGCUGCAAAUCUUUGUAAGUAACACCAAAUUGACCUUAAAA